AGCCAGAGGGGGCUGAAAAACUGAAGAUCAGAAUUCUAGACACGGAACCGUCUUCACGGCGCUCCGGCAGGUUCCUCCAUGAGAACCCAGAGGAACCAAAGAAUCGUCUGAAGCCUCAAGAAUGUUACUUUGAUCAUCAGAAACUACUUCUCAGAGCCAGUUUGAUGUUAACUGGAGGUAUAGCGCCACUUGUGGACAGAUUGAGAACUUCAGCUUUUAGGAACUGAAGUCAAACAUUUUUUGUUUUUUACGUGAAGGAAACAAAAGCCAAAUGUUGAUGUUGGUCAGGCGGGUUCCAGCAUCCCUGACGAGAGGAUGGAGGUUCUCCAGUUGGGGUUCCCCCGGACUGAACCUCUUUCAUUCAGGAACCCGGAGAAAUGUCUGAUUUACUGAAGUUCUGUGUGACCAGGAGGAACCGGAACCGCCGGGAGAACGAUGCAGAUCUAAACCAAUCGCAGAGGGGCAGACCUCCUAAGCCCCGCCCUCCAAACGAAAGACUGGAUGACUGACAGCAGAACCGCUGAUGAUGAAGAUCAGGUUCUAGACCAACGACCCGGUUCUGGACCUGGACCAGCAUGAUGUUCAAAACAAGAACAGAUCCAAAUUUACCAAAUGUUUUCUGGACAAAAUCAUUUUGAUGAGACGCCGUUUCUCGUGGAUAUUUAUGAACAUACGAAGAAUUUAUGCUCAAAUUCCAGUUUCGGACCCAAACCCACCCGAACCGAACCAUUAGCUUCGUACAGGAAACAAUCAGCGAUGCAUUAGUCUGAUUGUCUUCAUUUAGCUCUUUUGGGAUAAAUCUACCUGCAGCUUUAACUGGAUAAAUGAGGCCAAAAUCAGGUUUAUUGGAAACAAAUACUUCAAAUAACAAAAUGGAAGAAGAGUCAUUAAAAAAUUACUUUCAAUCCAGAUUCAUUCUGGACCAUUUUGUGGAUCUAAGAGGAAAGAAUUUCAUGUUUGUGAAAAAACCCUGAAUCUAUUCUGUUGGUGAUUAUAUUGGUCCUAAACUCUGGUUUAUAAAUCAAGUUGAAAAAAAACCUUAAAGUUCUUGAAGUGUGCGCGUGACAACCGUACAAAGCGAGGGGGGGGGGGGUUCAAACAGGAGUCGGAUGUUCCGGCUGAUUUCAUGGUCAGAAAUCCCGCCAACAGACUUCUGUGUUUUAUCUAGUGUUCUAGUGUGGAACACAGAACCGUUUCCGGUUCAGCUCCCAGAGAACCCGGCUUCAGGUUUUCCUGCACAGCAGAAAGCGGGUUCCUGGUCUGACCCAUCAGGUCCUGGUCUGUGUGUUCUCCAUCAGAAUCCGGGUCAGAAACCCUCCUUGGAGCUGGUUCUGUCCCUGCUGAGGAAGAUCUUCCUCCUUCAUCUUGGAUCUGACUGUAGUUCUGGUUCUACGUUCUCCAGAACAGAGCCGGUUCCGGGCUCACGUUCUCACUUGGAGAAGAAAGCGGAGCAGAAGCUGCUGAGGACCGCGUGGCGGUCCAGAGGAGCAUCGGCUGAGCGUCUCACGGUUUCAGCCUCAGGAGAGGUUCUGAUCCACAGAACCCUUCUCUGAGAGGACGUCAGGCUCAGUUCUGAUCCUCCUCUCACAGUCCAGGUGUGACAUUCCUCACCUUGGAGACGAAUUCGUCGUCAUGGUAACAAAGCUGCUCCGUCUGCGGAGGUGGAGAUGAGGAUCCUCAGCCGGCCCGGUUCACAGCGACCGGACAAAAGCAGGAGUCUGUGCUGAGCCGGACCCUCGCUCCAGAACCUGAUGAGAAGAGGAGCUGGUCCGGUUGUGGGCGGGUUCCUGCAUCAGUCCAGAGACCCUCCAGGCCUGAUGCACCAUGGGAGAUUCAGCCAACAGCAGCGGGGCUCUUCUGGACUAUGAAGGUUCUCUGGACGAGAUCCCGGACGCCACGCAGAGCGGCGCCUUCGUCCUGGCCACCGCCCUCAUCGCCGUGGUCCUGGCGGCCAUCAUGCUGGUGUGCGGCGUGGGGAACUGCCUCUUCAUCGCCAGCCUGCUCCGCUUCAAGCGGCUCCGGAACCUCACCAACAUGCUGAUCGCCAACCUGGCGGUGUCGGACGUUCUGGUGGCGGCGCUGUGCUGCCCCUUCCUGCUGGACUACUACGUGGUGAAGAGGCUGUCCUGGGAGCACGGCCUGCCGCUCUGCGCCGCCGUCAACUACCUGCGCACCGUCUCACUCUACGUGUCCACCAACGCGCUGCUGGCCAUCGCCAUGGACAGGUACUCGGCGAUCCUCCACCCCCUAAAGCCCCGUAUGAACCGUCAGACGGCGUCCUGCGUCAUCCUGGCGGUCUGGAUCGUCCCCGCCUUCAUCUCCAUUCCCUCCGCCUACAUGACCUCGGAGACCACGUACCCCCACGCGGAGGGGCGGAGCCACAAGACCUUCUGCGCGCAGAUCUGGCCUGUGGACCAGCAGGUCUACUACCGCUCCUACUUCCUGCUGGUCUUCGCUCUGGAGUUCGUGGGCCCCGUGACCGCCAUGGCGGUCUGCUACACGCGCAUCUCCAGACACCUGUGGUCCAGAGGCGUCCCGGGCGUCCAGACGGAGCAGGUCCGGAGGAGACGCCAUGAGCGCCGCAGGACGGUGGUGGUUCUGAUCCUGGUGCUGGUGGCCUACGUGGCGUGCUGGGCGCCGUACUACGGCUUCGCCCUGCUCCGAGACUUUCACCCCACCCUCAUCUCCAGGAACAGGAACUCCCUGGCGGCCUUUUACAUCAUCGAGUGCAUCGCCAUGAGCAACGGCGUCAUCAACACCGUCUGCUUCGUGAGCGUCCAGAAGAACAGGAAGAAGGCCGCCGCGUUCCCGCUCAGGUCGCUCAGCUUGGCGGCGAGGAGAUCGAAGGACGAUGGCGAAGGUGAAACGUCCGUGCUGCGGGGGAAGGAGGGGGGGGACAACGCCCCGCCUUUGACGCCUCCUCCAGCGCAGCAGCUGGACGCUCCACCAGAGCAGAACCCGCUUUAGUCCAGGUUUCCUCAAAGCGUUUGUCCUUCUGUGGACGUCAGGAGAAGCCCGGAGCCUCGUGGAGGUCUGUGGUUCAGGACCGACCCGACUGACGUCCAGGAACAGAACCAGGAGGAGGUUUAUGAGGAAACGGAUGU
Molecule: messenger RNA, 3104 nt
Organism: Oryzias latipes (Japanese medaka)
Lineage: Eukaryota; Metazoa; Chordata; Actinopteri; Beloniformes; Adrianichthyidae
Gene: prokr1a
Product: prokineticin receptor 1a
Biological process (GO): neuropeptide signaling pathway
Cellular component (GO): plasma membrane
Molecular function (GO): neuropeptide receptor activity
Source: RefSeq, a predicted model, not a curated record